This is a messenger RNA of Nannizzia gypsea CBS 118893, 1131 nucleotides long. RefSeq names its product pyridoxamine 5'-phosphate oxidase. Gene Ontology annotation, biological process: pyridoxine biosynthetic process. The transcript has 2 exons. Lineage: Eukaryota; Fungi; Ascomycota; Eurotiomycetes; Onygenales; Arthrodermataceae. The record is from RefSeq and is a predicted model, not a curated record. Bases 1 to 1131 code for a protein of 376 amino acids. Gene Ontology annotation, molecular function: FMN binding; pyridoxamine phosphate oxidase activity.
AUGCGCUGUGUCACCCCUCGAGGGAGAAACGUAUUCCAGCUAUUAUACAACACAAAGCGACCAACUUGCUCUCUGCUGCUUCUUGUUGACAGGAGAAUGAUGCCGAAUCAAAUACACGAAGAGGAGCAAGCCUCCGCGGCACAAUACCACCGACACCCGAAGAGAUUGAUAUUUGCACCGGGUGAUAUUGCUGCUCCUCCAUCAGAGGCUGCGGGAUCAGCGCAGAAGCUUGCCGCCAUGCCGGAAGACUUCGCCAUCAGCCCUCUACCAAAACGCUUAUUAGUACCAGACGAGCCAAUUACCUCUGGCACGUCUACGCCAGUUGCCAACGCGGCAGUUCUAUCGAGUGCAUCUCGAGCACACCAGUUCGGUACCAACCCACCCCUACUUUACUCCCAUCUUCACUUGAACCCACUACACCAAUUCCACACCUGGUUCAAAGAUGCAAGACUGCCCGCAUCCAGUGCGCCAGAGACAUGCACAUUAGCUACUGUCAGCAUGCCCACCGGCCGUCCUAGCGCACGCGUUGUGUAUCUGAAGGAACUCGACGAGCGAGGAUGGGUUGUAUACAGUAACUGGGGAAGUCGAGCCGGCAAGGGCGGACAGGUCUUUGGAAACGACAGGGACGGAGACGGUGAAGCCAUGGCUCUUUUUGACGGAUCUGAUCCCCAGCUGAAGGAAGGAAACAAAUGGGCUGCGCUGACGUUCCAUUGGCAGAGUGUCGAACGUCAGGUUCGGAUUGAAGGACUAAUUGAGCCGCUUUCAAAGGAAGAGAGCGAGACUUACUGGCGUGUGCGUGAGAGGGGAAGCCAGAUCGGCGCCUGGGCAAGCCAACAGAGUAAACGGCUCUGGUCAAAUGACGAGCCUGGUGCUGGGGAAGGAGAAGACGAUGGACGGGCUGUUCUCGAGAACCGAGUGAAGGAGAUGGAAGCCCGGUUCGCGGACGUCAAGGAGAUUCCACUACCGCCGUUCUGGGGCGGAGUUCGACUUGUUCCAGAGUCGGUAGAGUUCUGGCAAGGUAGGAAGAGCAGGUUGCAUGAUCGCUUCAGGUAUGUGAGGCAACACAGUGCGGAUGAGACUGAUGGCAAUGAGAAGACCUUCAAGUGGAAAAUAGAAAGACUCUCCCCAUGA